This is a messenger RNA of Sclerotinia borealis F-4128, 564 nucleotides long. The record is from the annotation of a GenBank genome assembly. NCBI's taxonomy places the organism in Eukaryota, Fungi, Ascomycota, Leotiomycetes, Helotiales, Sclerotiniaceae.
AUGUUGCGCUGGUAUCAAAUGAAGUUGGCAGCUCGCCCUGUCCUUACUCAGAGUGUGACAACGGCAAUUCUUUUCGCAACUGGAGAUGUAUUGGCACAACAAUUGGUUGAAAGAAAGGGUAUCAAAGACCAUGAGAUUGUUCGCACAGGUCGCAUGGCAUUGUAUGGCGGUGCUAUCUUCGGUCCACUUGCUACCAAAUGGUUCAAAUUCCUCCAAACCCACAUCGUCUUAAAGAACAAGAACCUCGAAAUGGCAGCUCGAGUCGCGGCAGAUCAAUGUGUUGUCGCACCUAUCAGUUUGGGCGUGUUCCUUACUACCAUGUCUGUCCUCGAGGGAACCGAUCCAAAGAAGAAGCUCGAAACAAACUACACUACCGCCCUCCAAAAGAAUUAUAUGAUCUGGCCUGCUGUUCAAGCUGUCAACUUCAAACUCGUUCCUCUUGAGCACAGAGUCUUGGUUGUGAACAUCGUCUCUUUGGGUUGGAACUGCUACCUCAGUUACUUAAACGGUCGCAAGUCGGAUAUCACAGUUGGUAAAGUGGUAGAGAAGGUUAAGGAACUUUAG